CGCAGAGCCCGCGCCCGGCCGUCUGGCCCCGCGGCGGAGAGGCCAACAUGGGCACCGAGCGCUGGCUCGCGCUGGCCAGUCUGGCCGCUCUGGCCGGUCUGCUGGGAGGCCGGAUUGUGCGCGAGGAGGAGGCCGGCUUUGGCGAAUGUAACAAGUUCUUCUAUGCGGAGACCCCUCCGGCGGGCUUGGCAGCCGAUUCCCACGUGAAGAUCUGUCAGCGCUCCGGGGGCUCAGAGCGCUUCGCCACUCUCUACAGCACCCGGGACCGCAUCCCCGUGUACUCGGCGUUCCGCGGGCAGCAUCCUGGGGCCGGCGGCGCGGAGCAGCGCUGGCUGGUGGAGCCGCAGAUCGAUGACCCCAGCAGCAGCCUGGAGGAGGUGACUGAGGAAGCAGACGCCAUCAGCUCAGUGAACAAUCUGGGAAGCAGGCAAGCCCUGAAUAGAGAUUACCUGGAUUCUGAUUAUCAAAGAGGACAACUGUACCCAGUCUCCCUCAGCAGUGAUCUCCAGAUGGCCGCAUCCACCCUCACAAACACCGUACCCAUGACCCCGUCCUUCAGGGAGCGUUGGCACAUGAAUCUCCACAGCCUAAUGGACCGGGCUUUGGCGCCGCAGUGUGGCAGCGUGGAAGACUUAUUUAUCCUCACAGGCGUGAUGCCUUCAGACCACAGAGUUAAAGACAAAGUGACAGUCCCUGUGUUCGUCUGGCUGGCAGCCUGUUGUGCUGGGCCCAGUGGCUGGGCUAUGGGCUUCGUCAAGCAAACCCAGGACAGUGACAUCAUAGAAGAUGUGAUGGUGAAAGAUCUCGAGAAACUGCUUCCUUCAAACCCUCAGCUGUUCCAGAACAACUGUGGGGAAACUGAGCAAGACACAGAGAAGAUGAAGAAAAUCCUGGAAGUAGUUAACCAAGUCCAGGAUGAAGAGCGAGCGGUACAAUCUAAAGCCAGCUCUGCUCCUCUCUCCAGCACCAGGAACCAGAGGUCUGCUCUGUUGUCACCAGAGGUCCUGGAGGAGAGUAGUAGUAGCCUUUUGGGGAAACUGUUGGGCUUCAUUGUUACCCCAUUCAUCAAACUUGCCCAGUUAAUGUGUUACCUCGUGAUAGGAAUCCUCAAGUAUGUUGUCUACAUUCUGUGGUACUUCACCAUACAGGUGAUAAAUGGCAUCGAAAAUUGCCUUUACCACCUGGGCUCAGCCACUGUCUCCUACUUUGUGACCAUUGGGGAGGAGUUGGUGAGCAUCCCCUGGAAGGUGCUCAAGGUCAUGGUCAAGAUUACCAGGGCCAUCCUCCGGAUCCUCUGUUGUCUGCUGAAGGCUGUGUGCCGUGUCCUGGGCAUCCCCGUUCGAGUCCUGGUGGAUGUGGCGACGUUCCCAGUCUAUACCAUGAGCGCAGUGCCGGUCGUGUGCAAGGACAUUGCUGUUGGCCUUGGUGGUACCAUCUCUCUGCUCUUUGACACUGCUUUUGGCACCAUGGGUGGUCUGUUUCAAGUGCUUUUUGGUAUUUGCAAACGGAUCGGCUACAAGAUUACUUUUGACAAUUCUGGGGAGUUAUAG
Molecule: messenger RNA, 1550 nt
Organism: Elephantulus edwardii (Cape elephant shrew)
Lineage: Eukaryota; Metazoa; Chordata; Mammalia; Macroscelidea; Macroscelididae
Gene: ENDOD1
Product: endonuclease domain containing 1
Exons: 2
Coding region: 48-1550 (500 amino acids)
Molecular function (GO): metal ion binding; hydrolase activity; nucleic acid binding
Source: RefSeq, a predicted model, not a curated record